Molecule: messenger RNA, 800 nt
Organism: Pangasianodon hypophthalmus (striped catfish)
Lineage: Eukaryota; Metazoa; Chordata; Actinopteri; Siluriformes; Pangasiidae
Product: histone H2A.Z
Exons: 5
Coding region: 133-519 (128 amino acids)
Cellular component (GO): nucleosome
Molecular function (GO): protein heterodimerization activity; DNA binding; structural constituent of chromatin
Source: RefSeq, a predicted model, not a curated record
GGUUGCUUUGUGAGCGCUGUGUCCCGGAUGUACUGCCUUUCUCUCUAUAUAGCCCACUGAAGGCGGGAAGUCUGUUUCAAACCGAGACCUUCUGGAAUUGUCUGGACGUUUUACAAGAAAUAUAAUCACAAAAUGGCAGGAGGAAAAGCUGGAAAGGACUCGGGCAAGGCGAAAGCUAAGGCGGUUUCGCGCUCACAAAGGGCAGGACUGCAGUUCCCUGUUGGACGUAUUCACAGACACCUGAAGUCCAGAACAACAAGUCAUGGCCGUGUAGGAGCCACUGCAGCUGUUUACAGUGCUGCAAUCCUCGAGUACCUGACUGCUGAGGUCCUUGAGCUGGCGGGAAAUGCAUCCAAGGAUCUGAAGGUGAAGCGUAUCACUCCACGCCAUUUGCAGCUUGCCAUCAGAGGUGAUGAGGAGCUGGACUCACUUAUCAAAGCAACCAUUGCUGGUGGUGGUGUCAUUCCUCACAUUCACAAAUCUCUGAUCGGAAAGAAGGGCCAGCAGAAGACUGUGUAACUGUUCCAGCGAAUCGUGUGUGUGAUGCGUCUCAGGAUUUGCUCUGGAAGAAUUCAGAAGUGUUUUUGUGUAGUUUGGUAGUUUCAUGACCUUGUGUUCAGCUUUGCAUUUACUCAUUUCUGGGGUAUUUUUAAACAAAAAAACAAAACAUGGCUUCAGAGAAGCCAAUUUUUAUUUUUGACAAGUUUAAAGUGUAGUGUGCUUUGUGAUUUUUAAUUGGUAAUUUGCGUUGAACCUGAAAAGUUGGUGGGUUUUAUUCAAAUAAAUCUUAGUGCACUGUA